AUGAACCGCCGCCUGCUUACCCUUCCCUCUCCCCCCUCGCCGCCCAUCUCCCUCCUUGCACCUCCCUCCCGCCACCUUCCUCCACCGAUCUACCUCCCCACAUCUCGCUCCCCCUAUCUCCCUUCUCCUCUUCCCUUCCCCCUCUCCUCGCCUCAGGACGUGGGACCAGUGAAUUGCAUCAACCGUCCCCAACGGCCCUCGCUUUCCUGGCUGGGGUACCGCUGGCGGCCUGCCACGUGUCAAGUGCCAGCGUACGGUUUCAGGCCGUACCACUUCCUGGAGAUGAUGCGGAACAGAGUGAUAGCAUCGGUGGGCGAUUCACUCUCCUAUCAGAACCUUAUGCCCUCGCUGCUGUGCCACAUUCACGGCGCCUCACCUGUCACCGAGAUUCCCAACGAUGGAUCGCUGGCCAUACAGCACAAACGGAGCAGAGUGUAUCGAGUACAGGCAUACAAUGUCACGCUUAUAAACACGUGGAGCACGUUUCUUAACGAGUACUGGCAAGACGAGCAGACCCUCUCGCGCUACAGUGGCGGUAAGAACCGCACAGACGAAGAUUCUGUGAUCAAUCUGGACGGCGUCGAUCCGGCGCUUGCCGCCCGGGUGACUAAAUACGACGUGCUUAUACUGCAGACCGCGGCGCACUGGCAGGCCAAGCCCAAUAAAUGGCGGCGGUACUUUGUGAAUGGGCAGGGGAGGGUGGUGUUCACUGAACGGCAGUAUAUUGCUGCCUUCGAGCGUGGCAUGCGGGCGAUAGCGAACCUGCUGAGCCAAAGCGACCUUGACACACCCCCUGCUGCACGCACGCCCGUGCCCUUCUUUCUGUCUGCUCCCGCCAAGAUCAACCGCUGCAAAGGCCACUCGCAGCCCCUCACACACGCCCGGCCCGCUGCAAACGCCACUCGCAGCCCCUCAUGCACUCCCGGGUUCUUCAGGCUCGUUAUAAGAUUCCUCAGUACACUCGGUGGCUACCCGCACAGCAGCGCGCAGUAG
Closterium sp. Naga37s-1 is the source of this 993-nucleotide messenger RNA. NCBI's taxonomy places the organism in Eukaryota, Viridiplantae, Streptophyta, Zygnematophyceae, Desmidiales, Closteriaceae. The record is from the annotation of a GenBank genome assembly.